AUGGAAACGGUAAAUAAUAAGAUGGAUACUUUGAAUGCUUUAAAUACGACAGAAGAUUAUGGUGAACCGGUUUAUGUUGAAGCGCAUGGUGGCAAGAAUCAUGUAAUAAUGUAUCGUUCAAGAACCAACCCUGAAUUAGCUAUUGAAUUCUUUUUCCGUUCAUCCUCCAAAGAUGGUCGCUCACGUUACUAUCGUUGCACGAAAUGUUGGUAUAAAUAUAAAUUGAACCGUGGUACGUGUGCGACAUUGAUUGUUCGAGAUGGCCGUAUUAUAACUGAUCCAGAAAAUCCGGUGGUACCGCACCAAUGCGAAUUUCGAUCUUUGGAAAGUGUGAAAGCAAAUCGAGCCUGGAUUGCAAGCCGGAAACGAACAGCAAAAAGUUCAAGUUUGGAAGAUUUAUAUGCAUCUGAUACUCCUGCUCCAUGCACUAGUGGACUUAAUCUUCGCGAAGUCUUGGAAAUUUGGGCUGAAGAUUCAAAUACAGGAAUGAGUAACGCUGAAAGUGUAGAUGAAAAAGUGGAAAGUGGUGGUGAAACUGGAGGUACCAGUACUCCAUCGUCAACAUCAUCAAAAAAUGGCAGAAAUCUUGAUGAUAAUCCGGUAUGGGCAAGAAUACGAGAAAGGAUCACCGGAGUUGAUAAUAUUGACUUGGCAUGCGAAGAAUCUAUGGGAUUAUCUUCACCGUCUGGCUCACCAUCACCAAGUUACAAAUUUCCAAAUAUAGACGAGGAUACAGCAGGUUCUUCCGCGCAACAGUUUUCUAUUGAAACAAACGCUGAUAUGGCCGAAGGCACGGAACAGAAUAGCUGUUUGGAUGAUGCAUUCACAACAUCAAUGUUGAAGAAAAAUGAUGAAGCACUGGGAAAGCUGCAACAAGCGAUUGACAACUGCGAAAAUUUUGACAUUGAUGAUGUUUCCUUAGUGGACAAUGUUUUUGCGUACAAAUUUAACAAUACAACGGAUGUACAAGAUAAAAUUGCUAUUUGUGAAGAGUGGCUAUGUUUCUUGGCAAAAAUCACUCCUAUUGCCACAUCUCGAUGGCUUUCACAUUAUCAGUUCAGCAUUUACUAUACAUUUCACAUGCUGGCGCUCGUUUUUCGACAUUAUGAAAACAGAGAUGAAAAGAAGCGUUUUUAUAAAAUUUCACUGCCUCUAUUCAAGAGUUUAUUACAAGCAACAAAUUUAAUACCAGAGACUUCCGAGGAAAUCGUAAAUACGAAACUGGAUGUACUGCUGAGUAUUUCUUUUAUUGCCGUGCAAUUUUAUGAUGUGAGCGACCAGGAAAUUGUAAAAUACAUAGAGCGAGAAAUGCGUUCUGUCGGAGAUUCGGUGGCGGGAAAUUAUUCGUCGGAAGCAGCAACGCUGAUGGUGCAGAAGGUUUUCCGAAUAAGUAAUAAUUUAGAAGAACGCAAACGCUUGCUUAAUGGCAGAAUUGAAUAUGCCUGA
Molecule: messenger RNA, 1446 nt
Organism: Acanthocheilonema viteae
Lineage: Eukaryota; Metazoa; Nematoda; Chromadorea; Rhabditida; Onchocercidae
Source: the annotation of a GenBank genome assembly